AUGGCUGCUAUCAGAAUGCAACCCCCCAAGCUUACCCACGUCAUGAACAUGCGUGCGUACAUGAGCAAGAAGAGCGGCAUUUCUGGUGCGUACAGGGGUGGUGCCACUCGCGGUUUGGUACCAUUGACCGGCGGCUUCCUUAAAGGCGUAGAGGGCACCAGAGCCGAGGGUUUAGACGUGCAGUUGAUGGAGGGCGGUAGCGACUGGCCCAUGGUGGAUGAAGCCAGCGGCAUGGUCCAUGUUGACGUGCGGACGCACGGCACCUCCAAGUCAGGUGACGGCUUCUUCAUACACUACACCGGGUAUCUAGGGCUUGACAAGGCCGCUGCCAUGUUCACUAGCUGGGAUCCCGAAGCCAAGACUACCAAGGGAGGUGAUCAUUAUUGGUUCACGAACCCCACAUUCGAGACUAGUUGCAAGGACUUCCAAUGGUUGACGACCACCUCCUUUGUCGGUAGGGGGCACUGGUGGGCUGGGGACGAUGGGAUGCAAGCAGUGGAAUAUGAGAUCUUUGAAGUUUCAAACUAG
Molecule: messenger RNA, 528 nt
Organism: Scedosporium apiospermum
Lineage: Eukaryota; Fungi; Ascomycota; Sordariomycetes; Microascales; Microascaceae
Exons: 2
Coding region: 1-528 (175 amino acids)
Source: RefSeq, a predicted model, not a curated record